Messenger RNA from Paramecium sonneborni, 1287 nucleotides. The record is from the annotation of a GenBank genome assembly. NCBI's taxonomy places the organism in Eukaryota, Ciliophora, Oligohymenophorea, Peniculida, Parameciidae.
AUGGACGAGUCAUAAUUCAAUUCUUUAUAGAAAACUAUAAUCAUUCCUCCUAGAACACUUCAUUAAACUAUAUUAUAAGAGUAUAACAAUCCAAAUCCUAACUUCUCUUAAUUUAUACAUCAAACUUAAAACAAUCCUUGUUUAAUCAACGGUGAAUUAAUUCCCAUCUUUAUCGUUUACGAAUCUGAUGUUAAUCUUUCACAUUCAUUUCAACUCAAAAAAGAUAAUCAAAUUAUGAGAUGUUAUCCAUCUUAUUAUUAAACUGAUCUCUAUGUUCAUAAUACAUAUAUAGAAACUAAAAAAUAAACCUUAUAAGACAACAAAGUUAUAUAUUGUAAGAUUCUUGAAAUCAAUAUCAAUGAGGAAUACCUUGAGUCAGAAAUCGAAUUAAUUAUCUUUGGAACCUAUGAAUAGUAGUAUUAGUAUAAGGGUAUCAAAUAUAUUUUGAGAAAUGAAAUUCCCAAAGAAUAAUAUAAAUAAUUACAAUAUCAACAUACAAUCAAAGUCACUAUUAGCAAUGCAUUUGAUUUACAAUAUAAUUAUUUUGGGAACACUAUUAAAAUGAACAUUGUUUUUAAAAUUCAAUAACAUACAUCAUUAGAUUAAAUUGAAAUGGAUUUUCUUUUAAGUGAAAGUUCAAUGGUGUGGAAGGAUGUUGGCAUUAAUAGAAUUGUACCAAAAUGCAUGUUAUAAAAUAUAUCCAUAAAUAAAUAAUACCUUAAUAAUGAAGAAGGUUACAUUGAAGUACUAUUAGAUUGGCCAGCUAUGUUAUAAAAUGAACAAUUAUAACCAGAUCUACCAUCAAGAAGGUUGAGCAUUGUAUAAGUUAAUCCAGUAUUAGAAAUUAAAACACCUCUUUAUAUUAGAUGGGGAUUGUAAAAAUAUACUAAAUGCUGUACCAUUCUAUGGAAAGUUAAACCAAUAUAAACUAUUGGAGGAGAAAUUAAAGAGGUUGUAAGAUAUAAGGAUUCAUAAAAUUAAGAAUAUUUAGCAUUAAAAAUAGUUCUAAUCAAUUAUUCUGGGAAAGAACAUGAAAUAAUAUUUUGUCCUCCUUCUUAAAUAUUUGGAAAGAAACUUAAUUAAAAAAAAGAUUAACCUUUAGUGGUUUUAGGUAUCACCUUGUCCAAAGAAUAAAAUUUAGGAAUCUUAUAGCCAAAUUAAAUAUGUGAAACAAUUCUAAGAGUUCAAUUAAUUAAUAAUGGAAUUUUAAAUAUGCAACAGAUCAAUCUAAAAAUAGAUAAUUAAUUAACUGAGUUAAGUUUGAAUUUUUUAUAUUCUCAUCAAUGA